Messenger RNA from Neltuma alba, 1482 nucleotides. RefSeq names its product trans-resveratrol di-O-methyltransferase-like. The transcript is spliced from 2 exons. Lineage: Eukaryota; Viridiplantae; Streptophyta; Magnoliopsida; Fabales; Fabaceae. The record is from RefSeq and is a predicted model, not a curated record. Gene Ontology annotation, molecular function: protein dimerization activity; O-methyltransferase activity. Bases 310 to 1398 code for a protein of 362 amino acids.
AAUCGGGACAGACAAACAUCACUAAAAUGUGUUCCACGAAGAAAAUAAAAUAUUACAACAAAAUCUAUCACUUACCCACUAAGAAUAAUCUCUUGAACAAAAAACACAAAUCCUAAUCCUGAAAUAUUAUAUUAACUAUGACGUGCCUUGUAAAAAAGCAAAGGGUAUAAUGGUGAUAUCUUACUCACAAAAUAAUUCAAAACUUCCGAAUUUUUCUCCCAACUUAUUGACCCAUUUUUCCACUAUAAACAGAAACUGAGUAGCAAGAACACAAACACAUCUGCAAAAAGUGAAAAUAUCUGCAAGAAAAUGGAAGGCAAACAAGAGCAGAUCAAAGGAGAAGUAGAGUUAUGUGAAGCUCAAGCAGAUUUGUUCAAACACAUAUUCAGUUUUGUAAGAUCUAUGUGCCUCAAAAGUGCCAUCCAGAUUGGCAUACCAGACACAAUCUUCAACCAUGGCAGACCCAUAACUCUUCCUCAGUUAGUCUCAGCCCUAAAAAUCAACCCUUCAAGGUCCAGCCAUGUCCACAGGCUCAUGCGCUUACUGGUUCACUCUGGAAUCUUCACUUCAACCAAAGUCCCCAAAGAAGAUGAUAAUGAUGAAGAAGAAGAACAGGGUUAUGAGCUCACACCUUGUUCUAGGCUGCUUCUUAAAGAUAAGAUUCCCUCCAUGUUUGCUUAUGCUCAAGCAGUGUUUCAUCCUGCAGUGAUGAGCCCGGGUCAGUUCUUGGGAGAUUGGCUUUAUAAAGAAGAAGACAAUACAGCUUUCCAAAGUGCCUUCGGGAUGGAAUUUUGGAGAUAUGGAAGUAAGAAUCCUGAAUUUAGCAGAGUGUUCAAUGAAGGCAUGAUUAGUGAUUCUGGGACGAUGAUGAACUUUGUGAUGAAGAAGUUCAAGUCAGUGUUUUGGGGUCUGAAGUCUUUGGUCGAUGUUGGAGGAGGAAAAGGUGGAGCAGCCAUGGCCAUUUGUGAGGAAUUGCCAGAUUUGAAGUGCACAGUGAUGGAUCUUCCUCAUGUUGUUGCAGAAAUGAAGGAUAGUGACAAUCUAAAGUUCGUAGGAGGUGAUAUGUUUCAGUGUAUUCCUUCUGCAGAUGCCAUUUUUCUUAAGCUGGUUUUGCACACAUUAAGUGAUGAAGAGUGCGGGAAGGUAUUGAAGAAAUGCAGAGAAGCCAUUUCAAGCAAAGGGAAAGUAAUAAUAAUAGACAUAGUCAUCAAUGAAGAGAAAGAUAAGCAGGAAAUCACAGAAGCCCAACUUUAUUUUGAUGUGAUGAUGAUGUGUUUGGUGAAUGGAGAAGAAAGGGAUGAACAACAAUGGAAGAAGCUCUUCUUAGAAGCUGGAUUUAGUCACUACAAGAUUUCAGCUUUAUUUGGUUUAAGGUCUCUCAUUGAAGUUUAUCCUUGAACCAAGUUAACUCUCGUGUUAAUUAUAUGGAAUUAAAAGAAACAACCAUUAUGUUCGAAAUAUAAUUUAGUGUAAACUUUAUAU